Oldenlandia corymbosa var. corymbosa is the source of this 1501-nucleotide messenger RNA. Lineage: Eukaryota; Viridiplantae; Streptophyta; Magnoliopsida; Gentianales; Rubiaceae. The record is from the annotation of a GenBank genome assembly.
AUUUUUGCCGUGCGACUGUGCGACUCGUCAAAAACAGAAGUCUCAUCAAACAUCUCAACUGUUCCCCAAAACCCCUCAACAAAGCCAUCCCCUUUUUAUCGAUCUUUUUCAUUGUUCUUCAGGGCUUCAAACUUGUUCUCAAUCAGCGUUAGAAGAUGGCCAGGUUAGUUUGAUUACUAGAAUCCUCCUUGAUCAGCACCCUUAAGUUCUUGGGAGUAUGUCUUAAACUUUGAAAGGAAGAAUGUUCAUCUUUUAGUGGCUAAUCAGACUGAAUUCAAUUGGGUAUUCUGUUUAUUUUUCUGGGGUUUUUCUUUUUGGGUUUCAUUUCAGGGACUAUGAUUUUGUGUUAUUUUUGUUUGGUUUUCUUUAUCUUUCGUUCUGUCCCCAUCACUUUCUUUUCCUAAUUGUCAUUUUUCUCACUUCACUUAGUUAUUUUUCAUCAACAUUAUUAGCCUAAUUACCAUCAAUUGUCUUUGAAUUCGUUGGGUCUUGAAGGUUAUCUUGUUUGUUGUUGACAUAUAUCCGAAAAGAGGGCUACAGGUUAAGAAUAUUAUGGGGUUUUGGUGGGGGCUUUUGAUCCAACCUCCUGUUUAAAUGUAACCACUUUUCUUUAUUUCUGUUCUUUUGGCAUUUCUGUUCAAUUAUUAUUAUCAUUAUCAUUUUUUUCUAUCUGCUGUCUAAAUUGUUCAAUUCCCCCUCUUUUGUGCUAUUUGGGGUUAUUGGUUGUAGGUGCUUCUUGUAGUAGUAGUAGUAGCCCUCUUCAUUUUGUUCACUUCAAUGGCUGAGUUGAGUGGACCGAGAUUGUAUUGCUGCUGCAAGUGUAGGAAUCAAGUGGCACUACAUGAUGAUGUCAUUUCUAAAGCAUUUCAGGGAAGGAAUGGCCGGGCCUUUCUCUUUUCUCAUGCAAUGAAUUAUACCGUGGGGCCUAGUGAGGAUAGGCAGCUCCUGACCGGUCUCCACACAGUUGCUGAUGUACGUUGUUCGGACUGUCAGGAGGUGCUAGGCUGGAAAUAUGUACGAGCAUACGAAGAAACGCAGAAGUACAAAGAAGGGAAAUUUAUCCUUGAAAAGUCGAAGAUUGUCAAGGAGAACUGGUAGCAGGUCUAGUUAAGACCUGCCUUGCCUGUGGUUUAGUCUUAUUAAUUCUUUGUGAGAGGCGCUGGCUGGAUGGUUGCAUAUAUGUAUUGGGUUAGUUAUGAUAAUAUCACAAGGUGUUGAUUCAUUGUUUGAUGUGGAUAUUUCCUUUGAUUUUCUCAAAAUUGUAUUGUAUAGUUUGUCGAUGUGCAGCAGAACUUGUACUGUUGUUCUUUGUUAAUUAAAUAAAAUUGCAGAAUAGUCCGCUGUGUCGGUGCCUCAUGUACAGAAUUUAUGUACGGAAUUUAUCAUUUACAAGAGUCCAACUCUGCAUUUACUUGCAACCAAUUGUUCUGGUUCUGCCUACUUUUAUCAUUUACUACUUCUGAAUGGCUAUUCAAUAUGAGAUGAGAACGUUUCUUUCCUC